Molecule: messenger RNA, 3165 nt
Organism: Nasonia vitripennis (jewel wasp)
Lineage: Eukaryota; Metazoa; Arthropoda; Insecta; Hymenoptera; Pteromalidae
Product: putative ribosome-binding factor A, mitochondrial
Exons: 2
Coding region: 1642-2853 (403 amino acids)
Biological process (GO): rRNA processing
Cellular component (GO): nucleus; cytoplasm
Molecular function (GO): protein binding
Source: RefSeq, a predicted model, not a curated record
ACAUCAAAAACUACCCAUAAGAAUCGCAGGGUCACAGUUUUAAACAAAGUCUUCAUGAAGUACAUAACUGAUUUGAUGGCCUCUGGUGAGGUAGCUGCUCAACUAAUAGGGAGAGGAAUAGAAGUUUCUCACGUGAGCGUGACACCAGACUUCAAACUAGUCAAUGUGUUUUGGUUUGCACAAAAUGAAAUUGAUGCAAAUGAAUCUACCGAGAGAAUACUAAAAAGAGCUGCUGGACAGUUGCAACAUGAACUAUCUCAAUUGAGAGUGAUUGGAAUUGUACCUCCCAUAAAUUUUGUUAAAAAUAGACUGCAUAGUGCUGUAAAAGAAGUGGAAUCACGAUUGGCAACGGUUGAUUUUGGAGAAGAUUUUGUGCCAUCUGCUUAUAUUAAAAGUCAAAUAAGACCGCCAGUUCUGCAAAUGUCACUUUCUCCUGAAAUAAAAGCUAAGCUUUCUGCACUAGACAGUAAUAGUAAUAAUCAAGAAGAAGAAACAGUAGAAGAAGAAGAAGAAAUUUAUGAAAUAAAAAUACCAGAAAUGAAACAAGAUGUCAUGGGAUUUAAUCAUUCCGCUAUAAUGAAAAGAAUCAAGGCAUCAUUGAACAAAACGAAAUUAGCUGAACAAAGAGUCAUUGUUGAUAUACCUCAAGAGCCACAGGGCAAUAGUCAAGUAAGCCCAGCUGAUGUAGCUACUUUCUUGGAUAACAAAGAACAGCAGAUUCUGUUUAACGAUUUUCUGAAAAAGCGUAUGGUGGAAGAAAAGCGUCGCUUGCAAUCGAUAUCCUUGCUGGAGGCCAAGUUAGAGGAAGAAGAGGAAUGGGUAGAACAAAUGCGCGAGCCCUGUGACAUAGACGAUUAUGAUAUUAAUGAAGACGAUUAUAGAGACAAUCCCUGAUGCUUGGCAUUUGAAAUCUGGUGAGAUGUAAUUUUAUGUUUAGCAAUUUAUUUUAAAUAAAAUAGUGUACAUAAUAUAAGCUAUUAUUAUCUUUUUUUUACUAAACACCGAUUAUUUUUUAUUAAUUUCGCAAUCGGAGGGUACAGAUUUUCUGAUACAUUGUUUUUGUAUUAAUAUAUUGUUAAAAUGUGAGUGUGUCAGCGAAAGAGAGGGGGAGAGAAUGCGUCGUCUGCAGGACACGAUGGGGGUGAAGCGACGCUCAUCCCUGUGGAAGGCCAGAGUGAGAGAAUAUUGUGAUUGGGCCCUAUAUGCGCGAACUUUUGGGGUGAGGGUGGGGACAAGAAUGACAGCGGAAGUAGGCUGCUAAGGCGUCGGAGCCCUGUGUCGAACACGUGCCGCAUCCUGCAGCAAAGAUUCGGUCUAUUUGGAAAACUGACAGGAGUAAGGGCGCAGAGCUAAAAUGGACGCAAAAUUGCAGUCUACUUAGAGAUCUGGCAGAGUUAGGACGACUCUUCAGUUAGACGGAGCCAGUGAAAAGUGCGAGAUUAUAAAUUCAAUUCAGUUUUUCAAUCGGUAUAGGCACGGCGUGCGUAGUGCGAGAAAAUUACAACGAUCGAAAUAGAAAUCGGUCCGGCAUUAUAGUCGAUUCCGCGUGGGGACGAGAGCAGACCGCAGUGUGGUGAACUCCGUAUGGUUUAAAUAAGCGCAUACAGCGACUUUUGUAAUAGAGUAUCGCAUAUUUUGAAAAUGAGAAGCUCCGACACAGUGCAGCGUUUCGUAAUACACGUUGCGGUAAAUGUUCCUUACGCUAGUCUUUUAACUAUCAUAACGUGUUAUCUGAUCAAAAAACUUGUAAGAGAAGUUUUCGCACUAAUAGCCUUGGGAGUCAACAAACUUUUUCCGUAUGCCUUACAAGCUAAAAACGAGACGCUAGUCCGCUGGCUGAUCAAGGCCGGCGUCAAUGUAAGAGCUUGUUUUUACCACAAUACGGCGCUGCACUUAUUACUCGAAGAAGAAGAAGAAGAAGAAGAAGAAGAAGAAGAAAAGAGCUCUGGUAAAAAUCUUUCUUUCCGGCGUUUUUUUUCAUGGAGAGGUGCAGUUCCUACAAAAGAAAUAGAUUUACAGCGUCGAGUGAGAAUUGCGAAGCUUCUAAUCCAACAUGGCGCUGACGUCAGCGCUUCAUUUUACUUAGACCAAACGCCGUUUGGAUGGGCCACUCUGCAGAGCAACCGCAACAGGGCUCUGAUACAACUAUUCUUGGAUAACGGAGCCGACGUCAACAGGAAAAACUUGCACGGUAGGAACGUGGCCGAGGAAUACCUUGCCAAUGCCGCCAACACCGUGUACUUGCCGAACACUCGUGGUGGAAUCGAGCCUGCAUUCUUGAGACUUAUUCAACCGAGCGGCAAUUACACGAGUGCGUUGCACGAGGCUUGCAUCUUUCACAGAACCGUCGAAAUUCGCAACGAUACGAUCCUGCUUGCGGACGGGGAUAUCAACGCCAAAGAUACGUUUGGCCACACACCACUAUGCUACGCCGUUCUCUCAACCGGUACUGCUGAUGCUGCAGAGGACAAGAAAUCUACCAUAAACUUGCUGCUCCGCCUCGGUGCUGACAUAAAUCAGAAAAUAAUCUUGAAUUUUUUCAAUGAGAUGGAGACCAGCAUCUUGGAAUUAGCAGUGUUGCUCGGAGACCGCGACAUCGUCGAGACUCUUCUACAGCACGCGGCCAAGCUCGUAGAUCUGGAGAGCGGUGAGGAGAAGAAGGCGUUGAGCGACUUCAAUGUCGAAUUCAUUCACAGCUUGGACUUUGAUUUGAAGCAAAGCUAUCUGGAAUACGUCAAGGAAUUGAGAGAGAUCCGGAUGAGCAAGCCAUUAGCCGAAGAACAAUCCUCACCAUCUCGUUCGAUUUGGUUUAAAAAAGCCUUUGAAGGGCUCUCAAGUACCGUUAAAUUCUAGAAAGUGUCCUGAUUUGAUGGUCACUGACUUCAGCGUUUUUUUUUUUUUUUUUAAUACUUAAUAUUAAAAUCAGAACUUUUUAUCAAUGUUUUGUAAAUGCGACGCAAAAUAGUUAAAAAAUAGUAUAUGUAAUUUGACUGCUUCUUCAAUAAUUUUGUAAAACUAGUUGUUUUUGUAACGAUUAUUGAAUUAAAUUGAAACUUAUAUUUGUAACUUUUGGCUACAUUUGUAAAUGUAAAGUAUAAAUUUGUAAAAUGAGAUUUUUUACUUCUGGAAUAAUAAAAAUAAAUUAAAUAAAAUUUAUUCACAGAA